Messenger RNA from Venturia canescens, 963 nucleotides. RefSeq lists its product as uncharacterized. The transcript is spliced from 5 exons. The coding region runs from base 1 to 963 and encodes 320 amino acids. The record is from RefSeq and is a predicted model, not a curated record. Lineage: Eukaryota; Metazoa; Arthropoda; Insecta; Hymenoptera; Ichneumonidae.
AUGGACAAUAAGAGGCAAAUUUCGUAUGAAAAAAUACUGGAAGCAGUGCGCGAUGACAUCGCACCGGGGUGGAAGCCACGUUAUGUUAUUUCAGACUUUGAAACUGCAAUCAGGAAUGCAGCAGAUGCCGUCUAUUCUGGGAUCGAAAAAGUUGGCUGUUUUUUCCAUUUCACCCAGGCUAUUCAAAGACAUUGGCGGAGCUGUGGGCUUAUAAAAGAGUUCCGGAAGGAUCCAGUGGGGAUAAAACUAAAAAGAAUGGUUAUGGCACUACCUCUGGCUCCACCGGAAAUGAUUGCGCGGCUCUUCACCAAAAUUGUGAAUAGCGUGCCCGACAACAUGGCAUCGAAAAUGAAUCACUUCUUAAAAUAUGUUUUCGAACAAUGGAUUCAUGGUUUUGGAGCAAAUAACUUAUCAGUAUAUAAUAAAAAGAGUUUUCGAACCAAUAAUGCUUCCGAGGCAAUAAAUAAGAGUCUAAAUGCCCUACUGGGCUCUAUCAAAAAGCCAUCGGCUAUGAUUUUUACUCGGUUGUUGUUGCAACAUCAGACAUGUACACAUACUAAAGUCAUCUCCAUGGUAGAGCGGGGACUGAGAGUCCAUUUCCAUAAAAAAAAAACUUCUAGCGAAUCCGUCGAUACUAAUGCGUUGAAACUAUACUGGAGCCAGCUUAAAAAUGGAGUUAUUUCUCCGGAGCGGUUUUAUGAAAAAAUCAUUCGUUUAAUAGCUUCAGCGGCCAGAGAAGCGCUCCAAAUGAUCCAAGGAGAUCCUGAUAAAAUUCGGAGAAUACCGAGGAGCAAAAAUUUUGUUUUCUGGGCGCGUAUCAGCGUAAAUAACGCCGGAAGUCAUCAAAUUUUCGUUGACGGAAUAAAUCAUUUUGAUCCGGAUAUGAGGAGACGUCUUAUACAAAUUGGCGAGACGAAAAUUACCGAAGCUUCAACAACGAUGGGAGGAAUCCCGGUCGACUAA